This is a messenger RNA of Diprion similis, 2187 nucleotides long. RefSeq names its product protein angel homolog 2 (gene angel). The coding region runs from base 460 to 2133 and encodes 557 amino acids. Gene Ontology annotation, molecular function: 3'-5'-RNA exonuclease activity. NCBI's taxonomy places the organism in Eukaryota, Metazoa, Arthropoda, Insecta, Hymenoptera, Diprionidae. The transcript is spliced from 7 exons. The record is from RefSeq and is a predicted model, not a curated record.
UCCUUUCAGUCGCAACGACGCACCUAAGACCCAGGCUGUCAGUCGGAGGUUAGUUGUCCGUACAGUCAAAGAAUACAAUUUUUCAUCAUGUUUAAGCACGCAGAAUUACCCCGAAUCAGCUAUUUAAUUGUCAUAACGAAGCAGACCAUUGUUUAGAGGUAAAAUUCGACAAUGAACUCUUGAGUCUAAACCGUAUGAAAAAGUUUCGAGCUAUUUGUGCCAAUUCGCGUAUCGUGAAUCCAACACCGAACAAAGAGCAGGACCACCCUAAUUUCUAAAAUUCUGACACAACAUUGUUGAUGACAAGGAAUUACUCGGCAGUGAAUAGUAAUUUCUUGAAAAAAAUUUGGAUAAAUUUAUUGCUGAGAAAUUUCAACGUCAUUUUUCAAUGUUAAAUGUUGAUAAAUAACUUACCCUUCAAUCGCCUGUCAUUGUAAAAACAGCAUUACAUUUCGAUAAAUGAUCCCAGUAACUCCACUGUUGACAGCUAUCACCGUCACAAGAACAUUCAGACGAAAUAUUGACGUCAUUUUGUUUCACUGCAAAAAGGUUUAUCAUAUGACGACAAUACCAUUAAAACAUUUAUUGAUAAAAAAUCUUAACAAGGAAGCGUCGGGUGUAGAAGCUCUGUUUUCGACAUACGUGGAUUUAAUAGAAUCUAAUGCGAGCGAAAGCACGCACAGAGAGUUUCAAAAAUCCAUUAUGGAACCGUACCUAAAGACAUGUUACGGAUCAUCGAUCAAUCAUCGACCUUGUGACGCAAGCACUGUCAACUUUAAAGAUAAUCUAAUGAAUCACGAAUGUACUUCGUCACCACCCACAAACCCAGAUCUUAAUUUAAAUCUUCAGGAAAAUACGACUCCUACAAGUGAUAUCCGUAGAGCACUACAAAAUUACAAAGCAAUGCGCUCAUGGAAAAAGGUCGGCAGAGGGCGAAGCUUACCUAGCUCUGAAGCAAAUUUUGUGAUCAGACUAUUUUCUUACAAUAUUUUGGCUCAGUAUCUUUUAGAAACGCACAGUUACUUGUAUAAGCAUCAUAAUCAGUGCAGUCUUGAAUGGGAAACUCGUAAGAAAUUACUGAUACAAGAAAUAUUGGAAGCUCAGGCUACUGUAAUAUGUCUUCAAGAAAUGCAAGAGGACCAUCUGAAUGAAUUUUUAAAACCCUUUAAAGAACAUAAGUAUAAUCAUUUAUACAAGAAGCGCACAAACGAUAAAAAUGACGGGCUGCUUCUGAUGUUUCGAUCCGAUGUAUUUGAUCUCAUCGAGUAUGAAAAUGUGGAAUUUUUCCAGUCAGGCACAGAUCUUCUUAAUCGAGACAACGUUGCUAUAAUUGUCAAACUGUCAUUGAAGAACAGUCCAGAAACACAGAUAGUUAUUGCCACCACACAUUUACUUUAUAACCCGAAACGAAACGACAUCAGGCUCGGUCAGACUCAGAUUUUAAUGGCUGAACUGGAGAGAAUUGCUUUUAUUAAAAAUACGUCAGGCCCAAAAUAUCAUCCUAUAAUUCUGGCUGGAGAUUUCAAUCUGCAACCAAAGUCAGGAGUGUAUAAAUUUAUAACUGAAGGUUCCUUCGCAUACAUGGGAAAAAGUCGAACUCUAGAGCAAGCGGAUCACCGCCGUUUGAGCAAUUCACUUAUCCCGCCUCAUUUAUAUGUGACCGACAGUUGUCAACAUUUCUUCAUUUUGUCAAAAAGACUGCGAAAUCGGGGUGAAGGUAAUGUUAUGUUGGAAAACAGUGAAAAAGGGCCACCUAGAGGUAGUCGUGACUCUUCGGAUCAGAAUCAGUUUAAAAGAAAUGAAGUAGAUGUCCAAAAUCGAAACUUCCAAAAAAUACAAAUAUCAGAUGGUCAUCAUGUGAAAUUUGGAUCUGGUUCUUUGACUCAUCCAUUUAAACUUCGAAGCGUGUAUUCUCACAUUGACCGUAAUGGACAAGACGAAGCUACAACUCAUCAAGACGGAUGGGUUACAGUGGAUUAUAUAUUCUUUAGUGAAGUUGAGCUCAUUGAACAGUAUACGCUACCUACGCAAAAACAGUGUAAAGCUCUGGCAACUAUACCAAAUCAUGCCAUUGGCAGUGAUCACUUGAGUAUAGGAGCAACUUUUAUAUUGCGAAAAAAACUGAGGCAAUAAUCGUCCAGCCUUUGCCUCCACUUGUAUAAUAUAAAUAAAGACAAAUAUUUUCAA